AUGUCCGGUCGCGGCAAGGGCGGCAAGGUGAAGGCAAAGGCCAAGUCGCGCUCCUCGCGCGCCGGCCUCCAGUUCCCGGUGGGCCGAAUUCACCGCCUGCUGCGCAAGGGCAACUACGCUGAGCGAGUGGGCGCCGGCGCCCCCGUCUACCUGGCCGCCGUCCUCGAGUACCUCGCCGCGGAAGUGCUCGAGCUGGCCGGAAACGCCGCCCGCGACAACAAGAAGACGCGAAUCAUCCCGCGUCACCUGCAGCUGGCCAUCCGCAACGACGAGGAGCUGAACAAGCUGCUGUCCGGGGUGACCAUCGCCCAAGGCGGCGUUCUGCCCAACAUCCAGGCCGUCCUGCUGCCCAAGAAGUCGGAGCAGAAGCCGCUGCCGUAG
Messenger RNA from Rhagoletis zephyria (snowberry fruit fly), 381 nucleotides. NCBI's taxonomy places the organism in Eukaryota, Metazoa, Arthropoda, Insecta, Diptera, Tephritidae. The record is from RefSeq and is a predicted model, not a curated record.